GAUAUGAUUUCUUUUCUUUUCUUUUUCCUUAGAAGUUGUUUUUAAUUUACGAAAAUUUAUUCAUGUUGAUUUGUUUUGUGAUUAAUUUUCUUUUUCCUGUUCGCACUUCGUACACCACUGUUUACGAAAGCGCAGUGUCAGUUUUUACGACCAAAGGGAAAUAACCCCAUCACUACUUUGUUGUUCAACCAGGAAGUUAUUUGCAACUGGGGAAGUUUGUACAAACUUUGUAUUUUUAUGAAAGUAAAUCAAACUUUAAAAAAGAAAAGAAAAUGACACUUCCAGCUUAUGGAGUUUUGGUAAAAUGGACUCUACAUGAUGUUUUAACGUGGUUAGAAAGGGAAGGGCUGUCUGAGUUUAAAGACCCGUUUCGUAAGGAUGGUAUUGAUGGUUCAAAGUUUUGUAAAUUUCAAGAAGUAGAUGUGGACCGGUAUUAUUGCAAUAACAAGAAGAAAAAGCAAUUAUUGAAAAAUCACAUUGCUAGUAUUGAUCGGUCAAAAGCACCUGCCAAACUAAAUUAUACAGAUAUGUGGAACAAGCAGCAGACACAGCAGAACACAAGAGCCUCGGAGCCUGCCGCUCCUCCCCUGCCGCCAUCUCGAAGAGCUGAAGCACGAUUGCCGGCUCCGCUGCCAAAAGAUGAGCCUGGUGAUAACGAAGACGUGUAUGACUGGGGCGAUGAUUUCGAUGAUUCCGGUGGAUCAGAUUUCGAGUCGGACGAGACUGGGUCUGAUUAUGAAAAUACUCAAGAAAAAGUAAAUGGCUCAAAUCAUGCACAUCACGAUGGCAGUUGGCCAGAUGACCAGGAUAACUAUGAAGCUCCUAAUGCAGGGCUGGAAACGCAGGCUCCACCACCAUCCAGCCUAGUAGCCAAUUUGAUGAAUGCAUUGCAGAAACACAGGGAAAGCAAGAGGCUGCCAGGCGGACAAGCACGUCAGCAGCAUCACCAGGACGACGAUGAUGACGAGAAUGAGAAUCCAGAUGAAGAAGAUUACGUUGAACCACUGCAACAAGCACCACAGCCACCACCUCCACGUCCUAGACGGAGAUCGUCGGAGCCUGCAGUUAGUGGCAAAGAUGUCCCGUCGCAUCCCGCGCCACAGCCACCGCUACCACACAGGAAGGCUGAUCGACUACCACCACCGCCGGUAGAGGAAGAUAAAUUGAGUCAACGCCAGCUUCCCCCAGUUCCAGGACCUCGAUCUGCCAAGAAAGGUUCAAGCACCUUGAAGCAGAACACCAGUGAAAAUCAACCACAGCUUCCUCCAAGAAAGACCUCACAACCGUCAGUCUCUGGUGCUAGUACUCCAAAGAAGAAAAGUUCAGUUGAUGAAAUGAAGGAUGGUUAUGAAGAAAUGAAGCCAGUUAGAGUGAGAAAAGAAAGCCAUCCUAAGGUUGUUGAAGAGCAAGCCAUUUAUGAUGAAACUGAUGAAUUGUUUGAUUAUCCAUGGUAUCACUCUACUGUUGAUCGGAGCAAGGCAGAAAAGUUAUUAAAAGCCGCAAAUAAGGACGGAAUGUUUCUGAUUCGCAAGAGUACGAGGACAGGGACUGAUCAGAAGUUUACGCUGAUGAUCUACAAUCAGCAGAAGGUCUACAAUCUGCCGGUCCGCUGUGUGGGAAAUGAUAAAUACGUGCUGGGCAAACACAGACAAAACGAACUGACAUUUGACACCGUUCCGGAACUUAUAUUGUACUUCUCCAAGCAAAUCAUUCAACUCAACCCUAAUGACAGAAGCACGACAGGGAGAACCAAGUUGAUUGAACCGUUGAGAAAAGCCUAGCUUCUUUGAUGAAUACAAUGAAGGACAGAUGGACAGACAGGACGUUCUAAGUGCCGUUUCAUUCGGCUGUCUUAACUGCAGGAAAAUGUUCAGUUAAUAUUUAAUUUGUUUAUUGAUAGUGUUAAACCUGUGUAUGCAGAAGCAGGUUCAAGUACCCACUCGUAAACUCCAAACCCCUCGAAAAUCCAGUGCUAAAACUGAUGUAAAUAUAUAUAAAUAUGUUUAUAAAAUGAUAGUGAUAAGAAUUUGUUUCUUUAAACUAUAGGCUAAAUGUUCAGCUGUUUGCAGCUCCCACCGACCGACAAAUUAAAAUUACUCUAAAAGUAAAUAUAUAUAAAUAUGUUUAUAAAAUGAUAGUGAUAAGAAUUUGUUUUUUUAAACUAUAGGCUAAAUGUUCAGCUGUUUGCAGCUCCCACCAACCGACAAAUUAAAAUUACUCUAAAAGAAAAGGAACACCAAAAACAAAAAAGGAAAAAAGAAAAGAAAAAGAAACGAUUAUAUCUAUAAAAAAAACAAGUGAAUACAUCUGAUGGAUAAAAGGAAGUAGUAUUUGUUUAGAGGUUAGUCUAGUUUCUACAACAACCUUAUGAUGAUUGUAAUAUACACAUGUAUUUAAGUUUGGUAGUGUACAUGCUUUUUAUAUUUUGUUAAUAGAGUAAAAGAAAAUAUUUAUAAAGCCUAAGUUCAAAAUUUCACCAUUAGUAUUAUUUGUGUAAUGAUUAUUGUUGGUUGCCAUAUCCCAGGUGUUUACAUGCUUUGAUGUGCUCUGAUACAUUGUUGUCUAUUAGCACAGGUGUUUACAUGCUUUGAUAUGCUCAGAUACAUUGUUGUCUAUUAGCACAGGUGUUUACAUGCUUUGAUGUGCUCUGAUACAUUGUUGUCUAUUAGCACAGGUGUCUACGUGCUUUGAUAUGCUCUGAUACAUUGUUGUCUAUUAGUACAGGUAUUUUAAUGCUUUGAUAUGCUCAGAUACAUUGUUGUCUAUUAACACAGGUGUUUACAUACUUUAAUGUGCUCUAAUACAUUGUUGUCUAUUAGCACAGGUGUCUACGUGCUUUGAUAUGCUCUGAUACAUUGUUGUCUAUUAGUACAGGUGUUUUAAUGCUUUGAUAUGCUCAGAUACAUUGUUGUCUAUAAGCACAGGUGUCUACAUGCUUUGAUGUGUCUGAUACAUUGUUGUCUAUUAGCACAGGUGUUUUCAUGCUUUGAUAUACUCAGAUACAUCGUUGUCUAUUAGCACAGGUGUUUUCAUGCUUUGAUAUACUCAGAUACAUCAUUGUCUAUUAGCACAGGUGUUUUCAUGCUUUGAUGUGCUCUGAUACAUCAUUGUCUAUUAGUACAGGUGUUUACAUGCUUUGAUGUUCCCUGAUAGGAACUGUUGAGUUUUUUAAUGCAUUUUGUUUGUUUUUGUUUUGUUUGUAGAAAGGUAGACACCACCCACUUUGGUUAUGAAAUGGUAUAAACCAGGUAUUCUCUUCCAUUUCUGUUUAGUUGUAUUUCUUGGUAUAUGUCUGCAGUCAGUGACAGAAAGCAGUUCAUCCAGCUCUGGUUGUAUGGAUAUGCAUGGCUCGAAAUUAAGAAUUUGUCACCAAAAUGCUCACCUAGAGUAGGUUUGAGCCUGUCUAUGGCAAUUUUAAAUCCCUAACUUUUGGAACAAAUAAACACAAAAUUCAAAACAAAUAAUUACCCCUUCCAGUCACAGCAAUAUGAUUUAUCCAGCAGCAGACAUCUGCCAGUGGUAAAGCUCUGACAUAUGGUAAUUCAUAUCGCAGCUACAACAAUUGCCAUCGGUACUGCAGCUACAACAAUUGCCAUCGGUACUGCCAGUAAGUUCGUGCCCUGGCUAUGGUAUGAGAGUCACAUGAUGUGAUGUUAUACUAAUGCAAUGAGACACUUCCACUUGUAUUACCACUGUAUGCAGGGUACGUAAACAAAAGGGCAUCAAAACAUUUCAAGUUAACCGUUAUCUGGUGGAAUCUACUUUUUGUUAAAGAAUUUUGAUGUGCAUUAAUGAUACCAACUUUGGGUCAUGGGUUGAAAGAAAAGCCAAUACAAAGGGUUGACUUUACAUACCUGUAGGCUGUUCAGGUACGAAUCCAGAAUUUUUAAUAGAGUGGGGCCUAAAACCUGUUGUUAGUUUUCAAAAUAGAAUUUAAAGGUUGUGGACAGGAUAAUGUGUAUUCUGCAUUAUAUUGUUUGACCACAAAUGGGGGGGGGGGGGGG
Gigantopelta aegis is the source of this 4004-nucleotide messenger RNA. Its product is annotated as B-cell linker protein-like. The coding region runs from base 273 to 1781 and encodes 502 amino acids. Lineage: Eukaryota; Metazoa; Mollusca; Gastropoda; Neomphalida; Peltospiridae. The record is from RefSeq and is a predicted model, not a curated record. Gene Ontology annotation, biological process: cell surface receptor protein tyrosine kinase signaling pathway; intracellular signal transduction. Gene Ontology annotation, molecular function: protein binding. The transcript is spliced from 19 exons.